Molecule: messenger RNA, 2037 nt
Organism: Ceraceosorus bombacis
Lineage: Eukaryota; Fungi; Basidiomycota; Exobasidiomycetes; Ceraceosorales; Ceraceosoraceae
Source: the annotation of a GenBank genome assembly
AUGUCCGUGAAAGAUCACAGCCCCGGACAGCCACUUGCGAACGCCGCCGACUCCAAAGAUGCAAAGAGCGAUGGCUUCCAGGUAGAGUCUGGCGAGAUGGUAGGAUCGGAAAAGUCAUCUGCGGCACGCGCACCAGUAUCAGGCAUCACGAGGUUUUUUACCGGCCCAGAGCUGGAAGCGCGCAAAGCAAGGUACCGAGAAGCGGACAUGCUCAGCGACGAGAUCGAGACGGACGCGACGGCUGCUGGAGGAGAAGGCGGAGCAGAAAAGGCGAAGCAGAGCGUUUUGAACAAGAGGGAGACAAGCGGCUUGAAGAGGGAUAUGGGCUGGAAAGGCUGUGCUUGGAACAUCACCGCCUACUCCAUCGCCCUCGGUGUACUCAGCUUGCCCAACGUGAGUGAUGGCGUCACAUUCGUGCAAAGCGCGCGCGGGUACAGCACUCCCUGCACAUCGCCGCCUGACUCGUCUUGCUACCUCACCCAUCACAGGUGGCAGCUACGGUUGGCAUUGUGCCUUACAUCUUCCUCAUCCUCAUCUUUGCCUACCUUACCUGGUUCACCGGUAUCAGCUAUUGGCACCUCCAGCAAAGAUAUCCGGGCAUCCACUCUCUCGAAGACGCAGGCCAUUUGCUCUUUGGCAGACCAGGUAGGGUCAUCUUUGGAACUUUGCAGUACCUAUUCUCCAUCUGCUUGGCUGGCAACCACGUUUUGCUAGGUGCCAAGGCAUUCUCUCGGCUGGUGAGUGGCGCAUCGAGAUGUUGUGCACGCGCUUGCUAAACAGCAUGCAUUCGUCUUUCACAGGGAUGGCAUGCGCCAGAGACGUGUGCCAUCGCGCUCUACUUCACCUUUACCGUGAUUUCCUUCCUCUUCACCUUGCCACGCAGCUACAAACUCUUCAGCUACCUCGCAGUCGUCUCUGUGUGCUGCAUCACAGUCGUCAUCAUCAUCACGAUGAUAGCGGCCAACAUCUCCGGACCCGUCAAUCAACCCGCAGGAUCGCCUGAACCUGGCAUCAGAGCUUUCGGCUCUCUGCUCGACCCUCCGCCCACCUUCUUGCAGGGCAUGCUCGGCGUCAGCAACCUCUUUGUAAGCUUUGGUGCAAGUCCUACGUAUCUUCCGGUCAUGGCGGAGAUGCACAAUCCCAAACGAGACUUUCCUCGCGCUCUAGCUUUCCUUGCUAUCUUUCAAAUCGUCGUCUAUCUCCUCGUCGGUGGAGUUGUGGAACGAGGCUUGGGACAAUAUGUCGAGUCGCCCAGCUUGGCGAGCUUGAGCCCAGUGAUGAGCAAGAUCGGGUAUGGGAUCGGACUGCCGACUAUUCUGCUGUAAGUCGAUUCUUUUUGUCUUUCAGCUUCGGCUUGCGCAUCGCUUACGAAACGCGUUGAUCCAAUUUGACGUCCGCAGUGCCGGCUGUGCAAGCGGACAAGUGGCUGCGAAGCACAUCUACGUCAAGCUCGGUCGCACACAGCCCAGCUUGUUCCGUACCAAGGCUCGUGGGUGGUCCGUUUGGGUUAGUUGCGAAGGGCUCAAUGGGCGCGCUGUGACGUUGGAAUGGCUCACACGUCGCCAUGCUAAAAUCACCUCGCAGAUCUUUGUCAAUAUCAUCAAUUGGAUACUGGCUUGGAUACUCGCCGAAUGCAUUCCGUUCUUCUCCAGCUUCCUCGGUGUGGAGUCGAGCGCGUUUUGGACAGCAUUUUUGGCGUUUGGCGCCGCUUUCAUGCUGUUCUGCGCUUACGACGACAAGCUGCGUGUGGGCGGCAAAGCACAGAUUUCCGGCGAUGCGGAUCUCAAGGCAUACCGAGCCGAGGUCCUGGUCGCCAGCACGGAUGAAGAAGCACGCACUCAACACUCCACCUUGCUGCGCUGGGCGUGCACAAUUCCUAGUCGCCCAGCCAGCGCGUGGACCUUUGCUCUCGUCGUUUGGCUCAUCACUUCCCUCGUUUGCAUAACGGGAAUGUGGGGAGCUGCCCUGUCCAUCAGGGACUCGUACGCUCAAGGCGUUGUCGGACGUCCCUUCUCUUGUGCCAUUACCGAUGCUUGA